Messenger RNA from Endocarpon pusillum Z07020, 813 nucleotides. RefSeq lists its product as uncharacterized. The record is from RefSeq and is a predicted model, not a curated record. The coding region runs from base 1 to 813 and encodes 270 amino acids. NCBI's taxonomy places the organism in Eukaryota, Fungi, Ascomycota, Eurotiomycetes, Verrucariales, Verrucariaceae. The transcript has a single exon.
AUGGCCAUCAUGAACAGAAGAGCGGCCCCACUUGUAAUGGCCCUCUUCUCUCUCGCUCCGAGCACCCUCAAGCCCGUCUCCGCCGCUGUCGACCCCAGUCUCAUUCCCGACGACUGCUCCAUGGCCUCCUUCUUCACCUCCUGCAGCUCCACCCCCCUCCCCUGCCCUCGUCUCGACACGCCCUGUGCCCAACACGUCAACGGGUGUUACCAGUACGAGGAAGAAUGCUUCUGCGCUCUUCCGCAGCCCAUCGCCUGCGCCUGGGCCUGCCCCUGGGCCGGGUGGAUGCGUGUCGAGGACUGGUAUCGCAACACCUGCGGCAGCCUCAAGACCAUUGACUUCGCUCUCGCUCCCGGGUGCGCAAGGGACUGUAUCAGAGAGGGUUCGUUCAACUAUGGAUGCGUUACCGAGGAGCAGUCGUGCUUCUGCCAACACGCUUCCGUCUUCGACUGCGAGCAGCAGUGCACACAGCGUGGAAAGGAUAGGCUUCAGGAGUGGGUAAGGGAUCAGUGCAAGUACACGGAGGGAGAAGAGGUGUGGGUUGUGCAGAGUGGGUCGCCGACGCGGGAAGAGGCGAUGACUACGGCCACAGCCACUCCCACCCAAACGGGAAGGGAGGAAUCAAAUGCCUCCAAGGGGGAUGCAAUCAUCAUCAACUCAACAGCGGAUCCGCUGUCGUGGUAUGAGAUUUUGGCCGUUACCGUGGCGUCGGUGUCGGGAGCGGCGCUGGUUGUGGCAUGGUUCCUUAUCUGGAGACAUAAGCGGAUGGAUAGGAGGAAUAUGCAGAGGAGGCAGAAGGAAGAGGGCGAAUAA